AUGGGCUACAAGAUCCCCGGGGCAGCGAUGGACCGCGUGAGCCUGCUAUGGCGACUGCGGCGUCGCGCCCGCCGCGGCGCUCUUUGUAUGGCGUUCUUCUGCGUCUCCAUGGCGAUGCUCUACGCCUUGUGUGCCGAGAACAGCGUGCCCGUCACCGACGCCAUUUUCGGCGCACGGGCGCGGACCCGGGCCCAGCCUCGCACGCACUCCGUCGUUAAGGUGCUGCGAGGCAGCGCCAAGAUGGCGUACGUGGACCCCAAAAAGCUUCCCGGUGUGGUCCUCGGAAACCCGCACCACCCUAUCCCUGUGCUCUCCUCCCCCAACCGCACACUAGAGCCCCGGACCCCCGAACGAAAGCCCGCCGCAACCCGAGGCUUCCUUGCGGGCAUGCUGCCGCGGCCGCUCCUGCGGGCGCUGGACACCCUCUUCGGGGUCCGCCGGCGAGGCCGGACCAGUGGCGGCGACGCCGAGUUGUUUGAGCCCGACGGCCUUCUUGGAAAGGUGUGGAACGAAAACAUGUCAAGUAGCAUGCUGGGGAGCAGGCUGAAGAAGGUGGUCAGCAACUAUAGGGCGAUGAACAAAUUUGGCGUGGAGCUGCCCAGUCGGGCAGGCGCAAGCGCAGGCGGCAAGCCGGCUUUAAGCGGGCCCGAGCUCUUGUGCCAGAUCCAACAGAAGGUGGAGGCGUCUACGCUGACGGCCGAGCUGCCGCCUUUCUCGUCUCCGGCUUGGACGUCGCAGCUGCCAACGCGGCCGCUAGCCUCCGAAGUGGGGCCAUUCAAGAGCUGCGCCGUGGUGACGUCUGCCGGCUCGCUCCGCAACUCCGGCCUUGGGAAAGAGAUAGAUUCCCACGAUGCCGUGCUACGUUUCAAUAGCGCCCCCACCGCCAGUUACGAGAAGGACGUGGGCUCCAAAACCACCCUCCGCCUCAUGAACUCACAAGUGAUGUCAUCAGACAACAACCACUUCCUGUCCAGCUCGCUGUACAGUACGGGUGUAUUGGUUGCCUGGGACCCCGCUCCUUUUUCUGCUAACCUCACAGAGUGGUUCAACCACACCGACUACCCAAUCUUCAGCCAGUACCUCCGCUAUAGGCGGCUGCACCCCCAGCAGCCUUUCUACAUCCUCCACCCACGCUUCCUCUGGCAGGUGUGGCAGCGAAUACAGGACAACAUGCCAGAACCUAUCCAGAAGAAUCCGCCAUCCUCGGGCAUGCUAGGUACAGUGCUGAUGAUGUCCAUAUGCGAGGUAGUACACGUCUAUGAGUUCCUGCCAUCACAACGAAAGACGGAACUGUGCCACUACUACCAGCGCUUCUACGACGCCGCCUGCACGCUAGGCGCCUACCACCCCCUCAUGUACGAAAAAAAUCUUGUCAAACGCAUGAACCAGGGGCUCGACCGUGACAUCUACACCCGGGGACGUGUCACGCUGCCCGGAUUUAGCAGCCUCGCUUGCAACGCCACGCCUGCAGGUUAA
Molecule: messenger RNA, 1476 nt
Organism: Nerophis lumbriciformis (worm pipefish)
Lineage: Eukaryota; Metazoa; Chordata; Actinopteri; Syngnathiformes; Syngnathidae
Source: RefSeq, a predicted model, not a curated record